Messenger RNA from Hydractinia symbiolongicarpus, 2874 nucleotides. RefSeq lists its product as uncharacterized. The record is from RefSeq and is a predicted model, not a curated record. NCBI's taxonomy places the organism in Eukaryota, Metazoa, Cnidaria, Hydrozoa, Anthoathecata, Hydractiniidae. The transcript has 7 exons. Bases 1 to 2874 code for a protein of 957 amino acids.
AUGUUUUACGACUCUGUUGAAUUUGUCUCUCAAAACUUUAAUUCUUCCUACUUUUCCUUGUUUCAUCUAAACAUAUCUUCCUUAUCUAAACAUUUUAAUGAUUUAACCUAUCUCCUCUCUGACCUUAAUUUUAAUUUCAGUGCUAUUGGUAUAACAGAAACGGGUCUUCAAAGUAAAUCUCCUUCUCUGAACUGUAAUCUAAAUGGAUAUACCUUUAUACAUACUCCUUCAGAAAGCAUUAAAGGUGGCGCUUUGUUAUACAUUUCUGAUAAGCUCUCCUGUUCUAGUCGCCCUGACCUUGAUCAACUAUGUUAUAUAAGUCACCAACUUGAAUCAGUAUUUGUUGAAGUUAUUCAUCCUAAAGGUAAAAAUUAUAUCAUAGGUUGCAUCUACAAACAUCCUCAUAUGGACCUACAUGACUUUAAUAUGAACCAUCUUACUCCUAUAUUAAGCAAAACCACCUCUGAGAACAAAAACAUUUUUUUAAUGGGAGACUUUAAUGCAAAUCUAUUACUCUCUGAUUCCAACCCUGAUAUUUCUGAUUUUUUAGACUCUAUAUUUUCGUUUUCUUUAGCUCCUUCUAUACUUCUUCCAACAAGAAUUACAGAAAAUACUAGUACUUUAAUUGACAAUAUUUUUCAUGACCCUUUUGAACUAAACUGCAAGUCUGGUAACAUCAUAUCGUCAAUAUCUGACCAUUUCCCACAGUUUCUUAUAAUAAACAAACAACACGUCUUGCCGCCUCCUCCCACAAAAAGAUCUCCUAUUCCAGACUGGAAUAAAUUUAACCAAGAAUUAUUUUCUCAAAAAAUAUCUGCCAUUGACUGGAAUGAACUUCUUUGCUUAAAUGAACUUGACCCAUCUAAAUCUUUUGAUAUUUUUCAUACCUUUGUCAAUAACUAUAUAAAUGAAUGUGUUCCUCUCAAAAAAUCUUUUACUAGAAAUAACACAAACUCUCAUAAAGAAUGGAUCACUACUGGCAUACUCACCUCUAUACGCAAACGUGACGCUUUACAUAAACAAUUCAUUAAAGAAAAAGAUCCAUUCAUAAAAUCUCUACUGCACACAUCCUUUAAAAAAUACAGAAACAAACUUGUCACUCUAUGUAGAAUAAGUAAAAGUAACUUCUACAAACAAUUUUUCAUCAAAAAUAAAAAUAAUUCAAAAGCUAUCUGGGAUGGUGUUCGUUCCAUCAUUUCACUCCGGUCUGCCAAAUCUCCUACUCCUUCUUGUUUAAACAUUAACAAUAAUCUCACUACAGACCCAUUAACCAUAUCUAAUUCAUUCAACAGUUGCUUCAGCUCAAUUGCAGAUAAUUUAAGGAAAUCGAUUCCACCAAGCUUUAAACACUUUUCUUCGUAUCUAAAAAACCCAACAGCUAAUUCAAUAUUUUUUCGCCCAACUAAUGAUUUAGAAGUCCUUGAUUUUCCAAUUGCUAAAUUAAUCAAUCUUUCCUUUUCAACUGGUAUUUAUCCAUCUUCUCUUAAAAUUGCAAAAGUUAUCCCUGUUUACAAAAAAGGCUCAAAUGUCGAACUUUGCAACUAUCGGCCCAUAUCUUUACUUUCAAACAUUGACAAAAUUUUCGAAAAGCUUAUUUUCAAUCGUUUAUAUAAUUUUUUUUCUAUGAACAAUACUAUCUUUCCAGAUCAGUUUGGCUUCAGGAAAAAAUUUUCUACCUCACACGCCUUACUAAACAUUACUCAAAAGAUUAUGGAAGCUAUUGACAAUGGUCUUCUUGUUUGUGGUGUCUUCAUUGACCUACAAAAAGCUUUCGACACUGUUGACCAUGAAAUUUUAAUUAAAAAACUUUAUCACUAUGGUAUUCGUGGGGUUCCUUUAUCUUUGCUGCGCUCUUUCCUAACCAACAGAGAACAAUUUGUGUUUAUCAAUAAUUCGUCAUCUUCACAUAAACCUAUUCGUCAUGGUGUUCCUCAGGGCUCUGUUCUUGGUCCACUUUUAUUUCUACUCUAUAUUAAUGAUCUUCAUACUGCAAUUAAACAUUCCAUGGUCCACCUCUUUGCAGAUGAUACCAACCUGCUAAAUAUUAGUAAUGAUACUGUCAAAUACCUUGGUAUAACUCUUGACUCAAACCUCUCCUGGAAGUCUCAAAUUAACAUCACCAUCUCCAACCUCAAAAAAUCUAAUGGAGCACUUGCCAAAGCUCGUCAUUUUGUUCCAAAAUGUGUUCUUCGUCAAAUUUAUUUUGCUAUUUUCUACUCCCAAAUACAAUAUUGCUCCUUGGUAUGGGGCCAAAAAUCUUCUCUUACCCGUCGAAUAGAAAUUUUACAAAACCAUGCUAUCCGUAUCAUCUCUUUUAGUACUUUCAAUGCUUCUCCUACCCCACUAUACGGGAACCUUAACUUAAUUAAAUUCUCUGACAUGAUCUGUAUACAUAAUAUAAUUUUCCUACUGAACCUUUAUUAUAAAACUCUUCCUAUUAGCCUCAUCAAUACUUUCGCAAUCGACUUCGCCCAUUCCCACCACACCCGUGCUGCUGACAAAGGCUUUUUGAAUCUACCUCUUGUUCAUUCAACUGCGUUUGUCACUUUAUUAACACAUAUAAAAUCUAAUUACAAUUUUAUUUUAUUUCACCCAGUCCAAAUUCCUUUUUCCUGCUUGAAGGUAGCCGAUCGCGAAACUAUCAUGAUGAUCAUGUUCAUCGCGAUGUAUCAUCCACGACAGAUAACUUCUAUUAUAGCACAUAUGAAAAGAAGGAAAAAAGCAGGAAAAGCAGCUGGUCCUUCGGGAGUUGUCGUUAUAAUGGUACGUGCUGAUUAUAAUGAGUGGAACGAAUCUUACAUCAUCAAUUUGUACAAAGGUGAAGGGGAUGCCCUUGAUAGAGGGAAUUUUAGAGGUCUUAAGCUUACAGAUUAG